Messenger RNA from Colletotrichum gloeosporioides, 546 nucleotides. RefSeq lists its product as uncharacterized. The record is from RefSeq and is a predicted model, not a curated record. The coding region runs from base 1 to 546 and encodes 181 amino acids. NCBI's taxonomy places the organism in Eukaryota, Fungi, Ascomycota, Sordariomycetes, Glomerellales, Glomerellaceae. The transcript has a single exon.
AUGCGCAAUCAGAAGCUCCAGGAUGACUCUCCAUUCUUGGCGUAUCUAUCCGCUUGUUCCACUGGUGCAAGUCGCUUGCAUGAUCUUGCUGACGAGAGUGUUCAUUUAGCCAGCGCGUUCCAACUUGCAGGCUUCCGACACGCUAUCGGGACGCUCUGGAAAAUUCCAGAUGGAUUCAGUGUUUUGGUGGCGGAGUCUUUCUAUGAGGCACUUGGGGAACAGGGAUUCACCGAAACAGCUGUCUGCCGCUCACUUCAUAGAGCUACAAGAAAUUUACGCGACAUAGAGGUUGCUCGAUGGAGAAAACACAUGCCGACUGUCUCUCCUACACAGCUCGAGGUAUUACAGAGAAUGGAUCGGGAGCAUGGAUCUGGUAGUAAAUCUUCUAUUACAGCUGAAGGCCAGGUGUUCCUUUGUGAGAAUGAAGAUGGCGAAAAUGACUCGUUCGGAUUGGAGGGGACCGAGAUCCCGUCCGGAAACUCGUCAGACAGCGCCCCCUUUCUGGCAAUCGGUUCCAUACCUUCAUCACGGCCCGCAAGGGGCUGA